Messenger RNA from Papaver somniferum (opium poppy), 2016 nucleotides. RefSeq names its product zinc finger MYM-type protein 1-like. Lineage: Eukaryota; Viridiplantae; Streptophyta; Magnoliopsida; Ranunculales; Papaveraceae. The transcript has 2 exons. Gene Ontology annotation, molecular function: protein dimerization activity. The record is from RefSeq and is a predicted model, not a curated record. The coding region runs from base 1 to 2016 and encodes 671 amino acids.
AUGCGGUCAAGCUUGGAUUUGUUUUGUCAAAUGUAUUCCUAUAAGAAUUAUAUUUCAGUGAGCAUAUUGAUGAAUCAACUUUUUGUUAUUGUGUUACAGAAAACUUCUGUUACAGGAAAUUCUGAAGCUUUGAAGAAUUCAGCUCAGCGAAUAAGUCUUUUGGUAGAGAAACAAUCAAUAGAGGCUGUAACGAGACAUAGGUUGCGUCUCAAGACAACAAUUGACUGUUUAAGAUGGCUUGCGCGUCAACAAUGUGCUUUCAGAGGUCACGAUGAGUCAAAAGGUUCAAGGAAUCGUGGGAAUUUUAUUGAAUUGAUCAAGUAUUCAGCAUCACUUAAUAAAGAUGUGAAUGCAGUCGUCUUGGAGAAUGCCACUGGAAAUGCCACUUAUACUUCACCCAAGAUUCAGAAAGAGAUCUUAAAUAUUAUAUCUAACAGAGUUAGAAGCAAGAUUCGCGAGGAAAUUGGAAAUGCCAAAUAUUGUAUCCUUGUUGAUGAGUCGCGGGAUGCUUCCAAGAAAGAGCAAAUGGUGAUUGUUUUAAGGUAUGUGGAUAUUGAUGGUUAUGUUCAAAAAAGGUUUUUUGAUAUUCAACAUGUUGAAAAUACUUGUGUUUUAACUCUGAAAAAUGUAAUAACAAAAAUUCUUAAUUAUUAUGAUCUUCAAGUUGAAAACAUGCGAGGGCAGGGGUAUGAUGGCGCAAGUAAUAUGCGUGGUCAGUGGAAUGGCUUACAAGCCUUGUUUCGUGAGGAAUGUAAAUAUGCAUAUUAUGUUCAUUGUUUUUCACAUCGCCUUCAGCUAGCACUUGUGAAAACAGCUGAAACUUUGGGUCCAGUUUGGAAAUUUUAUUCUAUGUUAUCAUCAAUUGUCAAUCUUGUUACAUCUUCUUCACAUCGAUUUGGUGAUUUUCAGUCUGCUCAAGAAGAUGAGAUUGCCAAAAGGUUAUCUAGUGGUGAACUUGAGACAGGGAAAGGGGCAAACCAAAUAGGUACUUUGCCACGUGCUACUGAUACCCGUUGGAGUUCCCAUUAUGGUUCCGUAUGCAGUUUGAUAGAUAAGUUCGAAGCAACCUGCACAACUAUCGACCAUAUUGGCGCAAGUGAUCCGAAAGUGACUCCUAAAGUUGGUGAAGCACAAAGUAUUUCUGAAGAAAUGAGGUCAUUCAGGUUUGUCUUUGUCUUGCAUUUGAUGUUUAAAAUUAUGGGUAUUACUGAAAUAUUAUGCCAAGGUCUUCAAAAGAAAACACAAGACAUAGUAAAUGCAAUGGCUCUAGUCUCAAACACAAAAGUCUUACUUAGAGAAUUAAAAGAAGAGAGAUGGGAAAAUUUUAUUACAACUGUUACUGAAUUUUGUGUUGCAUAUGGUGUUGAAACACCUAAUAUGGACGCUCGCUAUAUGAUGGGUACAGGCCGUUCUUGUCAGCAACAUGAUAAUAUCACAGUAGAUCACCAUUAUCGUGUUGAUAUAUUUACUGCUACAAUUGAUUUUCAGUUGUCAGAGUUAGAUCAUAGGUUUCCAGAGGACACAAUGGAACUACUCAUUCUUAGCUCAUGUUUGGAUCCUCGGGAUUCUUUUAAGUCAUUCGAUGUUGACAGUCUUUGUAAUCUUGCUGAGAAGUUUUAUCCUCUAGAUUUCAGUCCGCAAGAGGUACACAUUUUGAGAAAUGAGUUACAACAUUAUGGUCAUGAUGUAGUUAACAAUUUGCAAUUUCAGAACUUAUCAACUAUUUCCGAGUUAUGUCGGCAACUAGUAGUAACCAAGAAGGCAGAAGCUUACCCUAUGAUUGACAAAUUGAUUCGUAUUGUGCUUACUCUCCCUGUUUCCACGGCAUCUGCAGAAAGAUUUUUCUCAAUAAUGAAAUUGGUCAAAUCAGCUACUCGUAACAAAAUGCAACAAGAUUUUCUUAGGGAUUGCAUGAUGCUCUACAUUGAACAAGACAUUGCAGGAGCUAUCCAUACUGAUUCAAUCAUAGAUGAGUUUGACGAUUUAUACAAUCGUAGGGUACAACUUAAGUGCUAG